This is a messenger RNA of Laccaria bicolor S238N-H82, 3237 nucleotides long. RefSeq lists its product as uncharacterized. The coding region runs from base 1 to 3237 and encodes 1078 amino acids. The record is from RefSeq and is a predicted model, not a curated record. The transcript is spliced from 6 exons. Lineage: Eukaryota; Fungi; Basidiomycota; Agaricomycetes; Agaricales; Hydnangiaceae.
AUGGCUUUCAACAAGAGCCAUUACUUGGGCAAGGCUGGGAUUGCUAUUGGGUCUCCAUCAUUGAAGAAGAAGUCCUCAGGUCAUACUUGGGCUUCUACUAGUGACUCUACUGUGUCCCGUCGUCCUUAUGGGUUGCCAGGCAUACAGAUCUUACCUAGGAAAGACUUGACCACUCCUCUGGGGUCAUUUGUUCAGAUUUCAAUGCCUACUGGGGCUGAUUUGCAUGAUGCUGCUGCUGCUGCUGCUGAGGAUGAUUUAUCUGACACCUCAGGUGGUGACUCUGAGGAUUCUGUUGAAGUUUCUGCCAGUGAUGUCCUUCACCCUUUGGUGUUUCCUGCAGAGCAAGUUUCCCCAAAGAAAAGAUUAGACAAAAAGUUGGCCUUGUGGAGGAACUGGGCUUUGAAACUGAUCCCUGAACUUUUGGAUCCUUAUCUGGGCUUGUUGAGGGAGUCUGAGAAUUUGAGGAACAUAGAUAGGAGAUUACCUCAUUGUUCUUGCAAUGGGACUGGGCAUAAAAUGAAUGUUAUUGCUGUGUUUUUUGAAAAACUUGUUGCUGUGGAAGUCUGUUCUUGCUCUGCAGUUUUUCAGCUCUUGGCCAUGGGUUUGUUUCCAGCCUCACCCCUUCGACCAACAUUAGCUGUGGAUUUGAAUAUGCUUGACUUUGUAAAUGAGCUUUUUGUUCGUUCACCUCCAAACACUACUGCAUGGUGUGACUCACUUGAGGCAUUUCUGGGUUCUCGCACCUAUAAGCUUGAGAGUAGAGAUGCCAUAAGGCGUCGCUUUGGAAAUGCACUACAGUGGUAUGGAAAUCUCAUUUCCCAGAAAGAACUUUUGAUAUCUGGGGUUAUAAAUGAGGGUCGUCUAAAUUGGCUCAAGGAGGCUGGGUCUCCACUUGAAUCAGAUAAUAUAGACAGGGUAGACCAAAACUAUGAACCUCCACCUUCUUCUAGUCCUACUUCAGUGGCAGAUAAUGCUAGUGAUGAUUCUCAUGAGAGUCAGAAUACUACAAACUCUGAUUUUGAUAUUCCUCGUCCAAGUGAGUACUUGCGGAAGCGAUGCCCUCUCUGUUUUGGUGGGGAUAAUCCACAUGACCCAAAUUUUAUGGCGGAUGUCAUUGUAUGCAUUGAUGCUUGUUUUACUCACAAGAGAAGAAACCCUGCAAAAGGUGGGGCAAAGGGACCUGAAAAUCUGCAUCCUGAUACAGUAUUUGUGCCUGAGAAAUAUGUAAUGGAGAUGAAGGCUUUAGUUGAGACAGUUCGACCAGAGAAGUCAAAAGGAAAAGAAAAAGCUAAUGUACCAUCUGAUGGACAACUGGCUGAAGACUCAUAUGAACCUGGCAUGAAGGUCCCUGUCUCAGCUUUGGAGGGAUGCCUGGCCUCUUUUAUUGCAGCAGAUGAGAGAAGAACUAAAGCCAGCACACAGUUCUUUGCAGAUACAGGUCUUAUGGCCAUGCUGUGUCGUCAUGACCAUGUUCUCUGGCUAGUAAACAUGACUACUGCUGGAGAACGCCAAUACUAUGCUCUGGUAUUGAUAAAAAUGCUAUUUAUGAAUUUGCCUUUAUCAAUGACAGUUGGAAUUUUGUAUGACAUUGGAUGCCAGUUGGAGAGAAGUUGCCAAAUCUGGGGGUUUCUGGAGGAAUUCAUGGAAAGAAUCCUUUUUGCACUUGCGGUUUUCCAUGCAUAUGGUCACCAGUGGCCCUGCCAACUUGUUUAUCAUCCUCGUAAAUGUGAAGGGUUUGGCCUCUCAGAUGGUGAGGGUUGUGAACGUUUCUGGAGUGCUAUCAAGUUAUUAAUCCCUUCAAUGCGUGUGGCAGGGUUCUAUCAUCGGCUGUUUACCAUUGAUACUCAGGUCAAGCAUCUGGAUAAAAAGUCUUUUGAUAUGAUGGGUAAAUGGCUUCAACGCAAAUGGUUGACUUGCUUGGAAAGAAAAAUUGAGGCUGAAGAUAUUCUCAAUGAACUGGGGUUUGAAAUUUCUUUGCUUGAAAAUGAAUGGAAGCAGCAAGUGGCGACACAGACCAAGCCCUUGGCACGACAAUCAAAGAAUAUUGCAAAUAUUGCAAUUAAGGAAAUUUUGGCAUUAUAUACUGCAAAGAAAAGUUUUGCAAUGGAGUUGGGAGGGCUUGAUGACCAGCUAAUCUCUGGGGUCUAUGGGGACGAUAUGUCAGUGGAGGAUGUUUUGGCUGCACGUAAAGCAAUCAUGAAGAAGCAAGGUGUGAUUGAUGCAAAUAUAAAGACAAAGAAGAAAAGGCUGGGGGUUAAAGAUAAGGAAGAUUUGAAAAGGUUGAUGGGCAAUAAGUUUCUUCAAUUGAAACUUAAUGCCAGGGCUCUUAAACAAAGACUCAGAGAUCGUUUAAGAAAUCGUAAAUUUGAAUUGGAAAGGUUAGAGAGAGCAUAUCGACAAACAACUUCCAAUGAAACUAAAUUACAUUCGCAUGUCCAGAAACAAGUCAAUAGGCAGCAACCAACAAUUGCUAGAUUGGCAAAAAAGUACAAUGACAUGUGCUAUGAUAUGACAAAGCAAAUCCAGGAGGGAAAUGCCCCUGGUAAUUCUAUAGCCCCUGUGCCAAUCAAUCGAGAGCAUUUAUUCGCUCUAGAUGUGGAUGAUGACAUCUGGCAAGAUGUUGGAUUAGAUGAGAAUGAAAGUGAGGUUAUACCUGGCUGGCUUGGGAAUGAGAAGAUUCGUGAAGGAAUCAAAGGAAUGCUGACAACCAAGAGAUGUGCAGAAGAGAUGGCCAGAAUCAAACGAGAGCGAACAGCCCUGCAGGAGUGGUCAAGGGAAGAGUGGGAAGCUAUCAAUAUGGCCAUUCUUAUGUGUGAGGAUGAAGACAUUGAGCAUCAGUUGGUUAUCAGAAAGUCAAGACAUCUGAGUUUGUGUGCACAGUGGAGGGAACAGGUGUCUCUGAUUCCUGGCACAUAUCCAAUGUUGAAAGGAUGGGGACCUAAUGUCAAAGAUUUGGAGACUGCAUUGAAGGAUUUGUCACAAGAAAAUGUUGAUGAAGAGGGAAGUGAUGAUGAACAAUUGAAUUGCACAUAUAAUGUUGAAGAAGCAGACAACAACAAUGUUAUUGAAGAGACAGAAUUCAUGGCAGUGUCAGAUGCAUUCAGGGUAGCAGAUAAUGGGCUGGCCUUUGGGAGAUGGGAGAGUGAGGAUUUGUGGGAGGAUCUGGAAGAUGAUGAAGAAGAUAACUUGGAGGUUGGAACAUCUCGAAAGAGGUCAAGGCAGAAGUAUUAUAGGUAG